AUGGCUAGCAAAGAGAUUACAAUAUUUAUUGUCGAUUUAUCGCCUUCUAUGGCAAAUAAAUCAAAUGGACGUAAUAUUAGUGAUUUAGAGUACGGAUUAAAAUACUUUUAUGAUAUAGUAACCAACAAAAUUCUAAGAGGGAGGAAAACUGAUUACAUUUCGGUUAUUACAUGCCACUCCAAUAAAACUGAUAAUCCUUUCGCCAGUGAAGAUUCAUUCAGAAACAUUGAAAUAGUUUCGAAUAAAAUUGCACCAACGUAUGAUGAUCUUCGGAGAUAUAAUAAACUACUUCGCCCGAACAUGACAGAAAUGACUGAGGACGAGGGUGACUGUUUCGAAAGUAUGUUGGUUGGAAUUGGCCUUUUGAAGGAUACUCAUAAGCUUAAAUUCAUACGGAAUGUUGUGGUUAUAACUAAUGCAGAGACUAAUAUUAAAUCAUUUGAGACAAAAAUUGCGGAUGCAACCCGAAAUGCUAUAAAUGAAAUGAAUGUGAAUGUUGUACUCAAUGGGAUUGAUUUUGAUAUUGAUGGGUUACAUUACCCCCACAAGUCUCGAGAAAAGGCUAAAAAUGAGUCAGGCUGGGUCUCGGUUUUUGACACAUAUAAAACAAGCAAAGUCUACACUACAGCACGAAUAGUAGAGUCAAUAAUACAUAACCCUCCGCUCAAGAAAGUUAAACCGAUGAGAGCGUUUAAAGGACAAUUGAGGUUUGGGAGCGAUCAUUGUAACAAAAAUGAAAAUUCAGAUUACGUUCCAGAUCUCGAUCAAACUUGCAUUUCCUUAAACGUAGAACUUUACCCUGCUCUUAAAGCUGAAAAGUUGCCUAGCGGACAUCAAUAUAAGAUAGAUCCUGAAAAUAAUUCUGUUGAUAAAACCAAAUAUUCUAAGGAUUAUUUCAUCAAGCUGGCCUCAUCUAAGGACGAAGCAAAUGAUAAUGACGAUGAAGUUCAUAAGCGGCGAUAUGUUGAUGAUGAGGAAAACGCAGGCGAUUUAGAAUCAGUUUCUGUCAAUGUUGAUGAAUGGACCGAUGGCUUCAAAUAUUCAAACUAUGAUCUCUUAACUCUUGAUGAAGAUUUGCUCAGCUCGGCAAAGCUUGCUUCUAGUCCAGGCAUGGAUAUUUUAGGAUUCAUAAAAAUAGAAGAUUUGCCUUAUGCAUAUUUGACAGGUGAAUCUUACUAUUUAUUGCCAGAAUCGUCUUGCUCUUAUAAGAAUAUUGUUGGCUUUAAUGGCUUGUGUCAGUCAUUAAUUGAUCUUGAAGGUUUGGCGAUAGUAAGAUACGUUCAAAAGUCUAAUGAUGAAAUUAAUGUUAGUGCCUUAAUACCUUCAAAGAUUAGGGUAAAUGAAAGAUUUGUAUAUGCAUUUAUGUUAAUACGAUUGCCAUUUAAAGAAGAUGAGAAAAUAGGAAAAUUUCCUUUACUAACUUCCAUCAAAACAACAAGUGGAAAAUCCUUUACAUCGAAUAAUGACUUAUUGGAUGAUAACCCAAUUAAACAAGAGCCUGACGAAGAUUCAUCGCGUGAUACGAAUCUUCCAAGUACUACAACUAACGAAUUAAUGGAAUCAUUUAUUUUAUCUAAGGAUUUAGAUAGAAUAGAAAGGAAGAACACUCAUUCAGAUAAAUUCUUCGUGGAAAAUAAUAAGGUAACUCUAUUUAAUGAUUCUUUAAUAUCGUUUCCAAAGUUAUCUAACUUUGGUAUCUCAUCAAGAUUGUUGGUUUCAUCUCCGGCGGUUCACAAAUUCAACCUAAAUAUCAAAAAAAUUAUCACUAAAUCCUUGGAACAUAGAAAUCUUCACGAAUACUUGAACGAUCCAAAUUUUAUUCAAAACAAUUUAAUUUCUAAUAAAAAUGAUAGUUUUGGCUCUUCAACAAAUCUCUUUAAUUUGUCUAAUAUAUUGAAAACAAAUUCCACGGCGAAUGAUGACUGGCUAGCUGAUAUCAACGAAAAUUCUAUUGAUGUUGCAAAAAGGCUUAUAAAAGAGCUUGAUACUAAGUAUGUAAAACAGGAGGAUGAAGCGAAAAAGAAACGUAAAAUGACAAAUAAUAAUAACUUGAACGAUAUGUUUAUGAUGAAAAAUGCCCAGGGUAAUUACGGUGCUGGUGAAGGUGAAUAUGAGGUAUUGCCAGAUAUUAAUGAUCUCUUAAAUUAA
This is a messenger RNA of Debaryomyces fabryi, 2148 nucleotides long. It is a transcript of the gene YKU80, whose product is annotated as ATP-dependent DNA helicase. Bases 1 to 2148 code for a protein of 715 amino acids. Gene Ontology annotation, cellular component: Ku70:Ku80 complex. The transcript has a single exon. NCBI's taxonomy places the organism in Eukaryota, Fungi, Ascomycota, Pichiomycetes, Serinales, Debaryomycetaceae. The record is from RefSeq and is a predicted model, not a curated record. Gene Ontology annotation, biological process: cellular response to X-ray; cellular response to gamma radiation; telomere maintenance. Gene Ontology annotation, molecular function: telomeric repeat DNA binding; double-stranded DNA binding.